Messenger RNA from Dama dama (fallow deer), 1333 nucleotides. Its product is annotated as zinc finger protein 501-like. The transcript has 3 exons. NCBI's taxonomy places the organism in Eukaryota, Metazoa, Chordata, Mammalia, Artiodactyla, Cervidae. Gene Ontology annotation, molecular function: RNA polymerase II cis-regulatory region sequence-specific DNA binding; DNA-binding transcription factor activity. The record is from RefSeq and is a predicted model, not a curated record. The coding region runs from base 5 to 1333 and encodes 442 amino acids. Gene Ontology annotation, biological process: regulation of transcription by RNA polymerase II.
GAGUAUGGAUAUUGGAGAGAAGACUUAUAAUUGUUAUGAUUAUGGUAAAGUUGUUAACCAGUCUUCAAAACUUAUUCAACAGCAGAUAAUUCAGAGUAAGCGGAAACAUCACAAGUGUAAUACAUGUGGAAAAGUCUUUAGUAACUCACCAAAUCGAAGUAGAGAUAGGAAAGUUCAUACAGGAAGGAAACAAUUCAAAUGUACAGCAUGUGGCCAAACCUUUAAUCAGAGUUCAUAUUUAACUGAACAUCUGGGAAUCCAUGCUGGGGAGAAACCAUACAAAUGUACAGAAUGUGACAAAGCUUUUAAGGAGAUUUCAACUUUAACUCAACAUCAGCGAAUCCAUACUGGGGAGAGACCUUAUAAAUGUACAGCAUGUGGCAAGGCUUUUAAGCAAAGUUCAACUUUAACUGAACAUCAGCGAAUCCAUACUGGGGAGAGACCUUAUAAAUGUGCAUCGUGUGGCAAGGCUUUUAAGCAAAGUUCAGCUUUAACUAAACAUCAGCGAAUCCAUACUGGGGAGAGACCUUAUAAAUGUACAGCAUGUGGCAAGGCUUUUAAGCGGAGUUCGACUUUAACUCAACAUCAGCGAAUCCAUACUGGGGAGAGACUAUAUAAAUGUACAGCAUGUGGCAAGGCUUUUAAGCGGAGUUCAACUUUAACUCAACAUCAGCGAAUCCAUACUGGGGAGAGACCUUAUAAAUGUACAGCAUGUGGCAAAGCCUUUCUCCUUUAUUCACUUCUUACUCGACAUCAACGAAUCCAUACUGGGGAGACACCUUAUAAAUGUACAGAAUGUGGCAAAGCUUUUAACCGUUAUUAUUUUCUUACUCGACAUCAGCGAAUACAUACUGGGGAGAGACCUUAUGAAUGUACAGCAUGCGGCAAGGCUUUUAAGCAGAGUUCAGAUUUAACUCAACAUCAGCGAAUCCAUACGGGAGAAAAACCUUAUAAAUGUACAGAAUGUGGCAAAGCCUUUAUCCGUUAUUAUUUUCUUACUCGACAUCUACGAAUCCAUACUGGGGAGAGACCUUAUAAAUGUACAGCAUGUGGCAAGGCUUUUAAGGAGAUUUCAACUUUAACUGAACAUCAGCGAAUCCAUACUGGGGAGAGGCCUUAUAAAUGUACAGCAUGUGGCAAGGCUUUUAAGCAAAGUUCAGCUUUAACUAAACAUCAAGAGUUCAUGCUGCAGAGAAAUUUUAGAAAUGUAAGGAAUGUGGCAAAGGAUUUCCUCACAGCCUUCACCUCACUCACAAUCAGAGAAUUCAUACUGCAGAGAAACCCUAGAAAUGAAUCAGUGACAAAAACAUUGGUCCUAAAUAUACAAUGUUGA